This is a messenger RNA of Stylophora pistillata, 1944 nucleotides long. RefSeq lists its product as uncharacterized. NCBI's taxonomy places the organism in Eukaryota, Metazoa, Cnidaria, Anthozoa, Scleractinia, Pocilloporidae. The record is from RefSeq and is a predicted model, not a curated record. Gene Ontology annotation, molecular function: nucleic acid binding. Gene Ontology annotation, biological process: DNA integration.
AUGAUCAGACAAGAAGUUGGCAUAGUCAUACACAGCUCUACCUUUUGGACUGACAGCACUUGCGUUCUUCGCUAUAUAGAGAAUAAGGAUAAGAGAUUCCAGAUCUUUGUUGCCAACCGCGUGUCAGCCAUUUUAGAUCAGUCUACGGCUGAGCAAUGGAGGUACGUUGAAGGCACACUUAAUCCAGCUGACGAAGCAUCCAGAGGAAUGACAGUAGAUGAGUUGCUUAUAAAUGAGCGCUGGAAGCAAGGACCACCGUUCAUGAAAAAGACAGAGCAGUUUUGGCCGCAAAGACCGGAGAGCUUAGGCGAGGUCUUCGAUAAUGAUCCAGAAGUCAAGAAGGCAGCAGAAACGUUUGCAAGUAAGACAAACGUGACCUACCAUUACAUUGGCAAUGCAAUAGAAAAGAUUUCGUCAUGGUCUCGGCUGAAAAGGGUCAUAGCAUGGAUAUUGCGCUACAAAGAUAUUUUGCGAAACCGAAGUCAACACGGCAACACGAACAAAACCAUCAAGCUACAACUCGAUAAUAGCACCAUAACCCCCUUAAGCGUCAGCGAAGUUGAUGAAGCCGAAAUCGAAAUCUUGAAAUACGUUCAGAAGCAAACCUUCAAAGACGAGUUGGCAAGCCUGAACGGCGUCCGCGACGUCACUCAAGGAAGGGCAAAUCGGAACAACCUAAAGAAGAACAGCACCAUUUACAAGCUUGAUCCAGUCUUGGAAAAUGGACUUCUACGUGUAGGAGGACGACUGGAACACGCACCCAUAGAAAAUGACGCCAAGCAUCCUAUUAUUCUUCCCAAGAAGCACCAUGUCACAAAAUUGAUUAUCGAAUACUUCCAUCGCGCCUCAGCCCAUUCAGGAAUCGAGUAUACUCUGUCUCUCAUUAGAACAAAGUAUUGGAUCCUAGGAGCACGAUCUAGCGUCCGCAACAUUAUCCACACUUGUUUCAGCUGUCGGCGCCGCCAAGCCCCCGUAAUGCAACAGAAAAUGGCCAGCUUACCUCGAGACCGCGUCACACCUUCCAAGCCACCCUUUACGUAUGUAGGCGUAGAUUUGUUCGGUCCAUUCACAGUACGCCGCGGACGAACAACCGUUAAGAGGUACGGCGCCCUGUUUACGUGCCUCACCAUAAGAGCAGUCCACAUAGAGAUUGUCCACUCUAUGGAUGCAGAAUCGUUUAUCAACGCCACCCGACGCUUCAUUGCUAGAAGAGGAAGGCCAGAGGAAAUAAGAUCCGAUAACGGAGGAAACUUCGUUAAAGGCGAGAAAGAAUUACGGAAGGCGGUCCAAGAAUGGAACCAAAACCAGAUCCAUGAGUUUCUCUUACAACAAGAGAUUAAAUGGACAUUCAAUCCACCGGCUGCUUCACAUCAUGGCGGAGUAUGGGAGAGAUGUAUCAGAACUGUGAGGAAAGUUAUGAAGGCACUGCUGAAACAACAGGUCUUAGACGACGAAGGUCUAAGUACGUUGAUGUGCGAAGUCGAAUCGAUAGUGAAUGGCAGACCGAUAACCAAAGUGUCUGACAAUGCGAAGGAUCUCAACGCUCUCACACCUAACCAUCUGCUGCUACUCCGAGCUGGAACGACAAUCCCCCCAGGAGUUUUCUGUAAAGAUGAUAACUACGGCUGUCGCAGAUGGCGCCAAGUUCAAUAUCUAAGCAACGUGUUCUGGCGCCGCUGGACCAGAGAAUAUUUACCAUCCCUACAGCAACGCCAAAAAUGGAAUAAGCCACUCUUAAACCUACCUGUCAAUGACAUUGUUCUGCUACUAGACGAGAAUCUGCCUCGUAGUGUAUGGCCGCUAGGGCGAGUGCUCGAAGUUUACCACAAUCAGAAGGACGGGCUAGUACACUCUGCUAAGAUCAAGACCAGAACCUGCGAGCUAGUGCGACCCAUAGACAAGAUUGUCCUGCUGGAGACCGCAGAGUUUGCAGAAAAGGAUUAG